AUGGCACGACGCAGGUAUAGGCUGUUUAUGGUCUGUGCCGUCGUCAUUCUCUUCCUCCUCUACAGAGUCUCGCAGAACACAUGGGAGGACCCUGCCCAUCAUGCCAGUCUUUACCGUCCUCCCACCUCGAACUCCCCUGCUGCUGCGGGAGUAGAGAGCCAGCCGAAGCCGCCUCCGAAGCCUGCGCCCGAGCCCGAGAAUAUACCUGAAUCUAAGCCGAAGCCUCAGCCCGACAAGCCCGACGACGAUGAUGACGGGCCUGGCGUCAAAAUCCCCAAGCUAAAGGAGCUGGACGAUUCGAAACCGCAGGUCAAUGGCAAGGCAUCUGCCCAUGCAGAUGCGGAAUCAAAGCCUGCAAACAAUAAGAUAGCCCCUACCAAUGAGGAUGAAGAGAUUGAAGAUAUUCACCAGAAGAAUCCGCCAAAGAACGCCCCUGGAGUGCCGGCAGACACCCGAAUCCAUUGGAGGCCCGUUACCGAGCACUUCCCUGUGCCUACCGAAUCCAUUAUAAGCCUCCCCACGGGGAAGCCGCAAAAAGUUCCCCGAGUGCAGCACGAGUUUGGCGUCGAGUCACCGGAAGCUAAAUCUACACGAGUCAGGAGACAAGAGCGUGUUGCUAAAGAGAUUGAGCGGGCGUGGUCGGGCUACAAGAAGUUUGCGUGGAUGCACGAUGAGCUGUCGCCCGUCUCCGCCAAGCAUCGCGAUCCCUUUUGCGGUUGGGCCGCCACUUUGGUCGAUUCCCUAGACACUCUGUGGAUUGCAGGCCUCAAGGAAGAAUUCGACGAGGCGGCCAAAGCCGUUGAAAACAUUGACUUCACCACCACCCCUCGCAGCACUAUUCCUGUUUUCGAAACGACCAUCCGAUAUCUUGGCGGUUUGCUCGGUGCCUUCGAUGUCAGCGGUGGCCAUGAUGGUGGCUAUCCCAUACUUCUGAAAAAGGCUGUUGAACUCGCCGACAUCCUCAUGGGUAUAUUCGAUACGCCAAACCGAAUGCCGAUUCUAUACUACCAAUGGCAGCCAGAAUACGCUUCGCAGCCUCAUCGAGCCACCUCCGUCGGCAUAGCGGAGCUUGGAACGCUCUCCAUGGAAUUUACACGCCUGGCUCAGCUUACCAGCGACUACAAAUACUACGAUGCCGUGGAUCGAAUUACUGAUGCUCUGAUUGAGCUCCAAAAACAAGGCACCUCCAUUCCCGGUCUAUUUCCCGAGAAUCUAGAUGUCUCUGGAUGCAACCAUACCGCAACUGCAGAUCUACGCAGCUCACUUAGUCAAGCAGCGCAGAAGCAGAUGGACCAAGACCUUUCUGAGAAGCCGGGUAAUUUUAUUCCUGGAAAAGGCACCAAGACCGAACCGCACAAUGCUGAGAAACGCCCCGCGCAAGGUACCGACAGCAACGAUGCUGAUGAAAAUAAAUCUGUCGAGAAACCCAGCCAGGUGCCAUCCCAACAGACGGCAAGGCGAGGAGCGCCGCCUUUUGGAGCCGAUGGCUUCACGGCCAACUGGGAUUGUGUUCCUCAAGGUCUGAUAAUCAGUGGAUACGGGUUUCAGCAAUAUCACAUGGGAGGUGGUCAAGACUCGGCGUAUGAAUAUUUCCCGAAAGAGUAUCUACUUCUCGGCGGUCUGGAGUCCAAAUACAAGAAACUGUACGAGGACUCUGUCGAAGCAAUCAACGAGUGGCUCCUCUACAGGCCCAUGACAGACGGCGAUUGGGAUAUUCUAUUCCCUGCCAAGGUCCAAACAGCUGGAAAUCCCACUGAAGACCUAAUGGCAACGUUUGAAGUUACUCACCUGACGUGUUUUAUUGGUGGUAUGUAUGGCCUAGGCGGCAAGAUCUUUGGUCGAGAGAAGGAUCUUGAGACAGCCAAGAGGCUGACGGACGGCUGCGUCUGGGCAUAUCAGUCGACUGUCUCUGGUAUCAUGCCGGAAGGUUCCGAAGUCUUGCCGUGUCCAACACUCGAAAAGUGCGCUUUUAACCAAACCCUCUGGUGGGAGAAGCUGGAUCCCGCAAAGGAUUGGAGAGACAAGCAGGUGGCCGAGUGGGAAGAGAAGAAGGCGGCGUUUGACAAGCAAAAGGGAAACAAGGCCCAAGAAAGCAAAGGGGACCCCAGGAAAACUAGCGACAAGGAUAAGGAGACAGCCGGUGAAGCCUUGAAGGAAACUGCCCAAGACUAUGGCGACUCCACUGGUAACUCCAAGGCCAUUCACAAGAGGGCAGUAAUUCCGCCGCCAAAGUCGGGGGAUGAAGAGGUUGGUUCAGAGCUGCCGCAGUCGCUCAAGGAUAAGAUCGGUCUCAAGGGUGAUGAGAAGAAAAAGCCAGCAAACAGUGGCGUCGGUAUCCAGCGAGAGCCUGGUGCGCCAGUCGACUCGGUAUUGGAGGCCAAACGACUCCCUCCUCAGGAACCGAAGGAGCAGGAAAUCAUUCUUCCAGAGAAGCCUCAGACGCACGAGGAGUUUGUAAAGCAACGGAUUGCCGAAUUGGGUCUUGCCCCCGGUUUCGUUCACAUCACUUCCAGACAGUAUAUCCUCCGACCCGAAGCCAUUGAAUCGGUAUGGUACAUGUAUCGCAUCACUGGCGAUCCUAUUUGGAUGGAGAAGGGCUGGAAGAUGUUCGACGCCACGAUGAACGCCACCCGCACAGAGAUAGCCAACAGCGCCGUUGACGAUGUCAACAGCCCAGAGCCCGGGCUCAAGGACGAAAUGGAGAGCUUCUGGCUCGCCGAGACGCUCAAGUACUACUACUUGCUGUUCUCGGAGCCAAGUGUUAUCAGCUUGGACGAGUGGGUGCUCAAUACCGAGGCUCAUCCUUUCAAGCGGCCC
Trichoderma virens Gv29-8 is the source of this 2817-nucleotide messenger RNA. Its product is annotated as family 47 glycoside hydrolase. NCBI's taxonomy places the organism in Eukaryota, Fungi, Ascomycota, Sordariomycetes, Hypocreales, Hypocreaceae. The transcript is spliced from 4 exons. Gene Ontology annotation, molecular function: calcium ion binding; mannosyl-oligosaccharide 1,2-alpha-mannosidase activity. The annotation marks the transcript as partial. Gene Ontology annotation, biological process: N-glycan processing; carbohydrate metabolic process. Gene Ontology annotation, cellular component: Golgi membrane; endoplasmic reticulum. The record is from RefSeq and is a predicted model, not a curated record.